AUGGCCACGCACACACGAACCCGCAGCGGCACCCUAAGCGGACCCCAUGCCGUCUCUCUCAAAGUCCUCCGCCUCUCCCGCCCCUCGCUCGCAUCCCAAACCCCCCUCCCUCCAACCAACUUCGCCAACAACUCCUCCAUCGACAUCCCACCCUCCGCGGGCCUCGCCUCCCCAAACGGGGACCCGAAAUCCGGCUUCCCGCUCACGCCCCUCCUCACCCUGCCCGCCGCCUUCGGAGCCGCGUACGUCGGGGAGACGUUCACCUGCACCCUCUGCGCCAACAACGAACUCUCCCCGGACACGGCCACGCACCGCAAGAGCAUCACGUCCGUGAAGAUCACCGCCGAACUGCAGACACCCAGCAAGCCCGACGGGCACCAAUUGCAGCUCGAGAAGAGCUCCGAGGGCGAUCUCGAAGACGGGAAUCCAUUGCUUCCGGGGAAUACCCUCCAACGCACUCUGAGGUAUGAAUUGAAAGAUGAGGGACCUCACGUCUUGGCGGUGACGGUCACGUAUACCGAAACGCUGCAUACGAGUACCGGGGAAGCGGCGACGGCGGGGCGCGCGAGGACGUUUAGGAAAUUGUAUCAGUUUGUCUCGCAGCAGUUGUUGGCUGUACGGUCGAAGAUCACGGAGUCGAAGAGGGAGACGGGGGUUUCCGCGCGGCGGUGGAUCUUGGAAGCACAGUUGGAGAAUGUGGGGGAGGCGUCGGUGGUGUUGGAACGGGUUGGGUUGAGAGAGAAGGAGGGGAUCAGGAGUGAGGAUAUGCAGGGGGAGGAAGGGAGGGAGGCGGUUGUGUUGAAACCGCAGGAUGUGGAGCAGGUCAUGUUUGUGCUUGAAGAGGUGGAGAAGUCGGACGAGGGUGGUGGGAGGGUACCGCUUGGACAGUUGGACAUUGACUGGAGGAGUGCGAUGGGCGAAAAGGGAAAUCUGACGACGGGAUGGUUAUCGAGCAGAGGGCGAUGA
This is a messenger RNA of Lecanosticta acicola, 966 nucleotides long. Lineage: Eukaryota; Fungi; Ascomycota; Dothideomycetes; Mycosphaerellales; Mycosphaerellaceae. The record is from the annotation of a GenBank genome assembly.